ACCCACUGCUGCUCACACCCCAGAAAGGGCCCCCCUCUGACACUGGCAGAGCCUCAGGACCCGGAUUCCCAGAGCAAGAGGCUGCAGGUUGUGACAUUGUUCUCUCACCCCAGCUGUGUGGAUAGUGCCACACGCUCUCCAAACGACGACGGCUCUUGCACGCAUAUUCCAGUGUUUCUUUUGUCAGAGGGUCCAACAGAGCCUCAAUUCUUUCAGUGGCAGCUCUGAGUGGAGCGAGGAGUACUCAGCAGAGAUGGUGAAGAUGACAAAAUCCAAAACUUUCCAAGCUUAUCUGCCUAACUGCCACCGAACUUACAGCUGUGUCCACUGCAGAGCCCACCUGGCCAAUCACGAUGAGCUGAUCUCCAAGUCAUUUCAGGGAAGUCAGGGACGAGCCUACCUCUUCAAUUCUGUUGUAAACGUGGGCUGUGGCCCUGCAGAGGAGCGUGUCCUUCUUACUGGCUUACACGCCGUUGCAGACAUCUACUGUGAAAACUGCAAAACCACACUUGGGUGGAAAUAUGAACAUGCCUUUGAGAGCAGUCAAAAAUAUAAGGAAGGAAAAUUUAUUAUUGAGCUUGCCCACAUGAUCAAAGACAAUGGUUGGGAGUAAAGUGAAACUUUCUGUUCUCUUUUUGAAUACUUUUUUGUGAGAGAGACUGCAAAUGUAAUGGAAACCUGGGAGCCUCCUGGAUGACAGUGUCUCUUGAACUCCAGCCUGGCAGGUGGGCCUCUCCCAGCCGUGUCCUGGGUAAGGUGUCACACCCUCCAGCACGCGCUCCUCGUGUGUCUCGGCAUCUCCAAUGACCUUUUUCUAUUCUCAAGUUCUAGACAAAGAAUUAACCAACUGAU
Condylura cristata (star-nosed mole) is the source of this 852-nucleotide messenger RNA. It is a transcript of the gene YPEL1, whose product is annotated as yippee-like 1 (Drosophila). The coding region runs from base 254 to 613 and encodes 119 amino acids. Lineage: Eukaryota; Metazoa; Chordata; Mammalia; Eulipotyphla; Talpidae. The transcript has 5 exons. The record is from RefSeq and is a predicted model, not a curated record.